AUGGCCUCCCCAUUCUACAACUACGCCAUCGCCACUUUUACCAGGGGUCUCAAUACCCUCUCUACCCUCCUAAAAAAGGCCGAGGAGUACGCGAAAGAAAACAACAUCCCGCUCGAUGAACUUCUCAAUGCCCGCCUUGUCGAGGAUAUGAAGCCCCUCUCCUUCCAAGUCGUUACCGCAACGAACACGGUUUCCAAGACUCUCGCCCGCGCAGCCUUUGUCGAACCUCAGCCACAGCAAGAGCCCGAUAAGACCUACGAAGACCUUUACAAGCGUCUUGACAGGACACUCGCGGAACUCGAAAAGGUCGAUCCGGCUAAGAUCUCUAGCAAGGAAGGACAAAUCUUCAAGGCUCCGCUUGGAAACGAGGUGAUCGACUAUACGGUGGAGAGUUAUGCGGUGCGAUUUGCGUUACCGAAUUUCUACUUUCAUGUGGUGACUGCGUAUGAUAUUUUGAGGGCGAAAGGGGUGCAUCUCGGGAAGAUGGAUUAUCUGUCGGACUUCACCGCCUAG
Penicillium egyptiacum is the source of this 513-nucleotide messenger RNA. NCBI's taxonomy places the organism in Eukaryota, Fungi, Ascomycota, Eurotiomycetes, Eurotiales, Aspergillaceae. The record is from the annotation of a GenBank genome assembly.